This is a messenger RNA of Trametes versicolor FP-101664 SS1, 924 nucleotides long. RefSeq lists its product as uncharacterized. Lineage: Eukaryota; Fungi; Basidiomycota; Agaricomycetes; Polyporales; Polyporaceae. The transcript has 3 exons. The record is from RefSeq and is a predicted model, not a curated record. Bases 1 to 840 code for a protein of 279 amino acids.
AUGCCCACCGAAACCUCCUACGCACGUCUACCCCUACGCUCCUCUCGCUACGACGACAGCGCUCUUGAGCCCCUCCACAUCGACGACGAAGGCACACCCGACGAGGCCUAUGGCGACAAGCCAAGGCCUGGGCGUUCAUCCGAGUCAUUCUUCUGGCGACUGUUCAUCGCCUCCUGCAUCGUCGCCCUCGCCCUCUCAGCCCUCAAUCUGACGGCACUGUCUGCAUGGACCACCAUCUCCACCCUCCUCCCCUCCACACGGCCCACGGCGUCAGAACUGAAGCGACCUAGCCCGUACCUAGGGCUCGAGAAGCUCGCCGUCGAGCCGUCGUCCUGUCGGAGUCGCGCGACGUUCCCGAAGAGCUUCUACACGUAUGACACGCGCGCUGGCUCGAACGCGGAGCUCACGCGGGUGCAUGCCCCCGGCGACCAGGCGACGUUGAUCUUUGGGGGCCCCGUCCGCGCCGUCGCCGACGUAUACGUGGCCGACUACGGCCUCGAGAACUGCACGCUGAAUCUCCGGCGGAACAAGGACGCAGCGCUCCCCCAGGGCGCCGUCGACGUAGAGGUCUACCUGCGACCUGCCGCCGAUCGGGCUGGCGGUGUCCUUUCCACAUUCCUCGACGUCCUCACGUUUGCGCCAGGGAAGGAGAGCAUCUCGCGCCCGUUUCACUGCGCAUCGGGUUCACACGUUUUCCUGGAGUGGCGCUGUCCUGCGAGCAACUGUCGCGUCUCUCUCCCGCUGGAAGGCGUCACGAGUAUGACGUCUACGACGACAUCGCCCUCCAAGACCGGAUUCAGAGUUACUCAGUACGAGGCGUUGCAUUGUAUCGGCGUAUAAAUUUCCUGUUGCAUGCUGAAAUGGCCAUUCGUUGGCCCCAUCACCGCUUUUUGUCUUGCGCUUGGAAUCUGCAUUUGUUUUACG